UCCUGCAUGUUCAAAAAUUUGUACAGAGACGUUCUCCAAAAUCGAUUAGAAGUUUAUUAUCAGAUGUAAAAAGGAGUAACAAAGCUUUGGGUUGUCAGACGAUCUCCUCACUCCACCACAAGCCAACAACCCAAAUUAUUCAAAAACACACAUAUUUAUUCAAUAUUUGACGUCGUUCCCAUCUUCUGACUCCUCCUUUGCCUUUUAAGGAGUGCUGCUCCCUUUCCACCAAUCACCGUGCACCACGUAUAUCUGACUCCAUCCUUCUGUUUGGUUCCUGCAAAACAACAUCUUUUGCAACGCAUCCCUUGCAACCUGCGGUCAGCUGCCAGCCCCAGGAAGUGCUCCCCAGAGACAGCUCCAUGCAGCAAGACAACAUAUCAACAUACUUUCAGCAAAAAACACUCAAUCAUCCAAUGCUUCAAUUAUGCUGAGUUGUUUCUCAAUCCCAUGAUUCAACAAAACACAUCAAAACUCAUGAUUAUACUUAAAACAUAUGCAAUGGAUUAAUUCAUAACUCUUUGGGUGUGUGUGUUGUUAGUUAGUUAGACUUGUCAAAACGAGCUGUUCUAUUUCUGCAAGUACACACCGAGCUUGUUCCUCUUUUGUGGUUUCGCUCGGCUUGUCACUGUUCUGUUUUUAUCACAGCACUUUUCCACUGAGCAAAACAGCAAGCACAUUAGAUAAAAACACACAGCUUAAUGAUUUAAUGAAAGAAAACACUUAUUGAUUAUAUUGGUAAUUAAAUCAUACUUCUAACUGAAUAAUAUUUCCACACCAGUCAUGUUUUUUCCAAGGCAUUUUUAUUGACCCUGGGAUACUGAUAUUACAGUUGUCACCUAACUGGAGACUCAAUCAGGUGCAAAAGAUGUCGCGAAAGACACCUCCAGGCUAUUCCGUUGGGUCGUUUCUUCAGUCACAGAUACUGCACGGAGUCUCCCACCCAAAACGGCUAAGUUUUUCUAUGAAUCUUGCUCUGUUGAACGGAAAAAGGGAUUUUAUGUAGACCAUACUGGCUAACGCCAUGCAUUUUCAAUGAAGGGGAAAAGAAUGCUUUCCCCCAGGCCACGCCCCCAGCUAUGACACGACACCGACCAAGUCUAUAAAAGUUUAUGCCAAUGGAUUUUCUUGAAAUGUUUACAGUACUUCCUGGUUGCACCUGUAGUGUUAGUUGAAGUUGAGAGAUAAUGUGAUGACAUCACUGAUGGCAUUUUUUGUACCUCUGUUGUUCUGUGUCUGUAAAUCUAGCAUCAUCCUGCAGGCGAGACGUACUUGGCUUUACAUGCUACACAGAGCUGGAACCUUCUGUUUCACUCCUAAUGAAGAGCUUCUAAGAGAGAUCCAAAGUCUUCUUCAAAUCCACCAGUUAAAAUCAAAGAAUGUCAAGCACAAGUUUAACUGGAAUUCCUGUGGGCCGUCUGACUGGUUUAGUGGCUAUUGCCGCUCUCGUCUCUCUGAUCCUCUUGUAUUUCUGGACUUCACCUCUGACCAGCUGUCCACCUCGACUACCUCAAUUCAAACAACACUCAGAUGGACACCAUGAAGAGAUGAACAACUCGAUUGCUGAUGAAACAGUGGAGAAACCUGUACUUUUAUUAUGGGUCUGGCCUGAAAAUUACAGAUUUGAUCUGAGUGACUGUAAAACUCUUUACAAUAUUGACGGCUGUCACCUGACGGACGAUAGAGCUCUCUACAGCAGUUCAGACGCUGUGCUUGUUUUUCACAGGGCUAUUAGUUGGGACCUGUCCACCCUUCCACCAUCUCCUCGUCCCCCGUUCCAAAAGUGGAUCUGGCUUAAUGUAGAAUCGCCAACAAACACGCAGAAAAUUCCAGGGAUAGAAAACCUCUUUAAUCUGACUCUCAGUUAUAGAGAGGACGCUGACAUUCCUGUGCGGCUGAGACUGACCAGCAACAAAACUCCAAAUGAGGAUUUUACAAUUCCCAAAAAGGACAAACUGGUCUGUUGGAUCGUAAGUAACAAUGCUGCCCAUACAGGUGUCGGCAAGAGGAACACUUACUACAGUGAACUUAAAAAGUACAUCACUGUGCACAUGUUUGGAAGCGCUUAUGCUGGGAGAUACAUUUGUGUGUCACAGUUUUUAUACCUCUCCUAG
Triplophysa rosa is the source of this 2114-nucleotide messenger RNA. RefSeq names its product 4-galactosyl-N-acetylglucosaminide 3-alpha-L-fucosyltransferase 9-like. Gene Ontology annotation, molecular function: alpha-(1->3)-fucosyltransferase activity. NCBI's taxonomy places the organism in Eukaryota, Metazoa, Chordata, Actinopteri, Cypriniformes, Nemacheilidae. The coding region runs from base 1380 to 2114 and encodes 244 amino acids. The record is from RefSeq and is a predicted model, not a curated record. The transcript is spliced from 2 exons. Gene Ontology annotation, cellular component: membrane.